GUCACCCCGUUGUUGGGUUUUGCCUGUCCGCCUGGCUGCACGUCGGUCUGGCUGGGUAGAUUUGCUGCGCGUGCGCACGGGGCCAGUGAGCGCUCUGUUCUUCAACAGUGUGUUCUGUGCUGCUGUGCAACUGCUGUUAGUAGCGGUGAUCGGUCGGUCGGUCGGUCGGUCGCUCUAUAGUAGUAGCCACAGAGAGCGAGAACAAACUAAGAAACGGCUAUCGCGGGGGGACGGUCAAUCCGCAGUGCAGUAAAAAGUCCAGAGCUGGCCAGAGUAGUCCACAGCGGUGCUCGGUGGCCGGCCUGUGCAACCACUGCCACUGUGGGGCUCGGCCUGAAAACGGCUGGGUACUGACUGGCAACUGCGGCACCAGCAUCUGCAAGCCCCCGGUCAUCUGAGCAGCGGUAUAACAAAGUGCUGCUUGAAACAUGUUAGACUCUGGGUGAUACAUCGGAUCAACCAUCGCCAAAACAAGCAUUCCUGCCGUGAUCGUCAUAAUAGAUAGAUUGACAUGGAUAACAAUAAAUAGGGCGUUCGUGUGUGAAUGGCUUCGUGAGCGGAACCAGAGUUUGCUAGUGUUAUAUGAAUCAAGUGGAAUAAACACUGCCCGUGAUGGCGACGCUCGUUGCUAACGCUGGUUUUCGCAGUUCGUGCGUAAAGCCAAAUAUUCAGAGAUUUUAAGGUACUGCUUUCAUCCGCUCAGCUGAUGGAGCAAGUAACAGUGAAAAUUGUGGCAGCAAUACUUUACAGCUUAAUAUUUGCAAACAGAGGUAAUUUGUUAGCGGAUCCAUCCGACGAAUGACGAAGCUUUGCGUCUGCAACUGCUUCUUUGGAACAUCGAGUACCGCCUAUAUCUCUGCCUCGUCGAAGCCGUUUCGCAAAUACGAGCAGCCAGCCUUAAAAGAGAAAGGAGGCCAUACCAUUUCACCUGCGCACCUAAGUAAGUCAACCUUAAAGCGGCAGCCACACUACCACUCGACAUAAGCAAGAGUUUUUACUAACCGUCUGCGUGAGUCUAUGUGACCGUCUAAUCGUUGCUCAUCGUGCCGCUCUGAUCGACGCAAUAUCGCGUGCUGUUCGAUUACCAGCGUUCUCCCGUUCAGCCUUUGUUUGUACUAGUUCACAGAAUUUACAUGAACAGGCCGUAUGCGUAGUGAUGUUUUCGGAUCAUGUGAACAAAUGUGAGAUUGUCCGUAAUGAAGAACUAAGUUAAUUACCAUUCCUGACCGAAAGCACAAUUUACGCCGAUCCAUGAAUGGUGUAGAGAGUUUGAAGGUGGGAGUUUCGUUCAUUAUUACCGUUAUCAUUAUCACAGCCAAACCCGUUGCUACGAAUAUCUCAAUCGGGCAACGUUUAUUUACGAUACACUAGAUUUUAAUGUUGCUGUUUGCGAAAGAAGAUAACCGGCCGACAAGCGAACAGCUGAAAUGAUUGACAAACAACCCUGUUUUCCUCAACAUCAUGCAUGAGUGGUGAAACGUCGUACCUUCAAAAGCUUGCAGAAGGAUUUGGCCGGUUUUUUUUGGGAAAAAUUGCAAGACAGUUCGGUGUUUAGCCGCUUUCGCCAUUUCGACGAAGAUUUUGCAUUUGACUCUAAUCGAAAUCUACCAUGGUUGGUGAUUGAAGGGAAGCAUGUCUAUUGUGAUCUGUGAUGAUCUCCGGAGCUAAAGUUUGCUGCAAGAAGAAGCGGUUUUCGCCUUGACAACGCUAUAGUGUUGAACUCGGGUUGUUUACCGCGAAUGAGCUAAUCCGUAGUUCCAUCUCUUCGCCUACGAGCAUCGUCUGCACCAGAUACGAUAACUCAGGCAUUCUGCCGACAAAAUAAUCAGUUAUCCUGUCUGUGUCCUGGGUAUCUAAGCGAACAUCUGUUUUGUCGCGGUAAGUUCGUACGAUUAGAGAACAACGGCGACGGUGACGUCGUCGUCGUCGUCGUCGUCUCAUUGUUCGUUGCUGUAGAGCGCUGAGGGACACUAGGGUGCGUGCUGGAAUUCGGAGGUUAGGCGAUGAUACGAUGACAAGAGGCGGCCUUACCCUAAGGUCGCCUGCGUCCGCGCUUGGAGCGACCCAAUCCUCGCUGCCUACACCAGCCGCUGGUGGUGGGUGGCAACCGGUACCUUCAUCUCAGUUGACACUUGACAGUGGCGUGGGAGUAUCGAUAUCCCUUACCUCUGCAGGUUGGGAGGGUAGCGGUGGUGCGAUAUCAUCAUCAUCAUCAUCAUCAUCAUCGGCGAGAAUAUGCUGCCGCUCGAGUGAAUCGCUUACAUCAGUCUCAAGUCCAAUUCAAGAUCUGGGUUAUCGUUUCAAAGCUUUAGGAGUGGAACAGCCUCUAUCCGCUUCACACGUCAUCGCUGAGCAAAUCUUCCAAAGACAUCUCAGUCAAGGUUCAGCUUAUCCAAGCGGACUCCCUCUGUCUGCCAUGCUAGCUGGAGCUGGUGACCCUUCAAAUGGGGACGCCAACGCGUCGAUAUGCGUUGGGGGCUGUGGUGGCAAUGGUGAAUGCCUUUCGGGUGUGUGCUACUGCAAGGUCGAGUUUGCCGGCGGCACUUGUCAGGAACCUAACCUCUCAUUCUAUAUUGCUUUUUCGACGAUCUUCUAUACGAUCUGCGCAAUCAGUUUCGUCCAGCUGGCGAUAUGCAUUCGCUGUGAGUUCCAGCGACAUCAUAGCUCCACCUCUGGGACGAAUCGACUGACGCGAGCCUUACGUCUAACGACCCAGAAAGCGCUGUAUGGACUGAUCUGUGUCGCCACUGCUCUACGAGGUUUCUACUUUUCGAGUCCGGACAACGCAGAGCUGAAGUGGGCUAAAAGUCUUUUGUCGGCAUAUUAUCCCGUGCUUUUGACAGGCUCAUCAUUGAUUGUCUGCCUUUGGGCGGAGCUGUUCCACGUGCGGGAUGCCCGUCUUGACCCUCCAGGCUUUCUCACCAAAAGCCUUCUCGGAUUUAUGGUCUUCAACUUCGUCACAUAUGCGCUUUUAUUUCUGGAGAUGGUCUCAUCACAAUACGCAGGUUACCAUGAGGCGGAACGGGCUUUGCUGUUUCGAAUAUUCAACGGUUCAUUUGCUAUUCUAAUGAUGAUUGUGGUCGUUGUUUUUCUCGUCUACGGCGUGGAGGUAUUCAUCAAAAUUCGCGGAGCAUUUCUCACAGCGCUUGGACCUCAUACAGAAGUCAGCCACGUGCCAGACAGGUCACAACAACACCAAAGUCGCGUUGGGCUGGUCACAUACGCCCUGCUGACGUUGGUGACGGCACUUUUCAUCCUAUCGGAUAUGACCGGUCCUUUGUGGAAACACCGGGUAGCACUCGUGUCCCGUAAUAUUUACGAGGUGUCGUUUCGCCUCAUUGAGAUAGGACUCGCGCUCUGGUUUCCAUGCGUCCUCUGGAAUUGUGUGCAGCCACAACAACUUUGGAUAUUGAACCCGAAACGACUGUUGAUGCGUAAGCCUACUCAGAUUCGAAGUUCCGCACCUGAGGAUUUAACGAGAUUCAGCGGCGAUCUGGGCUCUGUGGAGCGGCUUGGUCCACCUGAGUGCUUCAUAUGCUACGAUAGUGAUCGACGCGAUGCUGGACCUUUAAUACGGCCCUGCAAUUGUAGGGGUGAUGUGUCAGUCGUCCACCAUGACUGUCUCAAGACGUGGCUUGUCGAGAGUGCUGCUAGCUCGCAGUGCAGCCGAUGCAAAGUCUGUAACGAAGAGUAUGAGCUAGAACGCGGUGAAGUUUGGCUACCGUCGGGUUUGUCGACGAUGAACUGGGUGCAGACGUGCUGUGUGGUUGCUCUUAUGGGCUGCUCAGCAACAGCGGCCAUUCUCGUCGUAAAACUGUAUACGCACAUUGCGCUCCGCUCACUAUCAGUGGGGUUAGCCGUCAUCGUGCAAUAUGUAUGUCUACGGGUACUUGGGGUCGGAGUGCUGGCCGCGUACAAACGGGCCCGAUUUUCAGCUGUAAGGAUCAUUUCGCGUAAACUGACACACGGUCGCGAAGCAUCGGCCGCUCUCAUGGCUGCUGCCAAAGAGGGUCCUCAUUCCGUUGCCGCGGCGGUCAAACAUGAACUCGCCGCUGUCCAUCAAAAUCAAAAGAUACAGACGCAACAACAACAACAGCCAGGCAGUACUGUAAAUACGUCGAUGUAGAUCAGUCAGGACAAACAGCCGUAAAGUAGCUAGGCCUUGCAGGCACAAAGCUAAAAAUUGGCUAGGACCGACAAAAAAUCGAAUAGGAGACGUUCAAGUAUGAAAGCAAGUUAGGUUUAACAACAUUCGGACAAUGAUACGGUUGGAACGACAGCUAAUGAAAAAAAUCAAUAAAAUAGCGUAGUGUUUUUCCGGAUGUCCUACUUGAUACACUGUCUCGUUUUGCUGGCACGUUGCCUGCUGAAGCCUAUCCAUCUCUCUUUAAAAAAAGCAAAACAUAAAUUACGUCUAUCGUAGACGGAUGUCACCGGCGCUCACUACGAACUUCUUUGACCACUCCUAGUCGAUAACGCUGACGGGAUGUGUGGCAACCAGACUCGUUGCUGUCUGUAUAAUCUUACAUGUAUGAUAAUAUCAUAAAAUCGCAAAGGAGAAUGGAGAGCUUCAAGUUCCUUUUGUCCUUGUCCCUAAGCCCACUGUGUCGAAAUUCAUUGGCCCAGACGAACAAAUUGCCAGACACGAACAAUGCUGUUCACUUAUUUAUGGCAACUACUUGGCAUCGCUAAAUAUUGGAUAGAUCGAUGUUCGUAGAUAGAUGCGCGAAGAGGAGUAAACAGCUUCGAGAACGUCAGAUCGCAGGCGAUGACGGCGACUAACGAAGCAAAUGGUAAAUGAUCAAAGCGACGUUUUGCUUAGCAGGAUUGGCCGACUGGAUAAUCGGAUUGGUCCUAUUGGUCGUUUAUUCGCUUGCCCUACUCUGAAGAAACAGCCACUUAGUUGGGAAGGAAAUAAAAACAAGGAAACUGAUGGGCGACUUUGGCUGACCAAGGAGAAACGUGAAGAGGGAAGGACGUCAGAUUUGGUCAAGAACUUGCAUAGAACUAGAACAGUUACGAAUGACCAGCAUUGAUAAUAACAAAGUAAAAAAGGUUGCGGACACAGGUAGAACCUGUGCGUCUCCAUGCUUCAAUAAGGAAAACAAAGCAGGAAAACGAAGAUAUCUUAGUCCUUGGGCCUUUUCCAGUAUAAACUUUUCCAUCGACCAUGAAAACAUCACGGCGAUUUUAUCGUAACCCACGUAAAAUCAAACACUACGGUGAAAAGGAAGAACAUUACUUAUCGAUUGACACCGUCGAGAAAGUGAUUAAGAAAGCCGUCGUGGUUAGGGGGAAUGAAAAUUGGUCAAAAUAUCCGUAAUAUUAACUUACAACAAGUUACAAGAAGUAAAUUUUGUCCAGCAGCAAUGCUCCCAUUUUGAUUGACGAUCAGAAAAGAGCAGACACCUUUUAUUACUAUUAUUAUCAUCGUAGAUAUAAAAACUGUACAGUCAAUAUGUUUAGUUAAUGUAGAGUAUCGGGAAUCAAUGACUCGAAAUAGCGUUAAGGACAGGCAAGAUCGUCCUUUUUUGUCUUAUGCAAAGAAAAGGUCAUUCAAGAGAUUUCAUUUGCGAUAAUUGUUCGUUGAAAUAAUCGAAAAAAAGGGAAGCUUCUAGCUAAGUGAAAUAAAAAGAAACUAUGCUCGCUUGCGUUUUGUGUGACGAAGUUCAAAUGGUGAUAGAUGACGUAUUCACUAAACACGCGUAGUCUGCUCCUCGCGCAACAACCGCGUCAACAAAUUGUAUUGCUGACCAGGCUUAGUUGUGCAACAAACAGAAGAUAAAUUUAGAGAGCCGGCUUACAAUAAAUAAUUCUACCUGGUAUGAUGAUCUGAGGUGCCAAGAUCAAACGUUGAUUAAAGAUAUCCAAAAACUAGUUUAUAUACAUACAUAGUAGCGUAGGGUCAUAGGUCGUGAAGGAGGUGUAACUGCAAACAGGAAUGGACGGACAGGACACAGCGCAUAAGGCGAUAAAUACACAUUGUCACUGUGAAGACUAAUAAGCCGAUGCGCCGAUUGAAGGAUGUUCACUAUAAGAUUUUAUAUUAUACCAAUAGACUACCGAUGUUUUACCCAUUUAACACAGGUUUAACAGGAACUUCAACCAUGAAGCGGAAGUGUAACUAAGUACUACCCGAAUGUUAAAAGCCACGCCUAGAUUGUACAUAUUUACAUACAAUAUCCAGGUAAAACAGGAAAACUACAUUGAUUCGGAAAACCAGCUUUGUGCGAAAAGUAAAAAUACAUGUAUAUAUCAAUAUAUAGAGAUUAAAGUGAAGAUCGGUGACGAAAACGAUUUUGUUCUGUAACAGACGUAAACAUUUGUAGCACGAAAAAACAGCAAAAGAGAAAACAAAGGAGCAGGAAUAAUACAGGUUACGAAAAUUAGUCCGAAAGACUACCGAAAAUCCUAUCUCCGAGGCGAAACCAUCUAGAUAAAUGCAAAGGGAGAAAGGUAAAUUCAACACCAGAAAAAAUCUAGAUAGGACAUCCUAUGAACACGGUCUUAUUAGAAGGUACAUCAAAAAGGGCAACGUGACAUAACAUACGCAUACACACAAAUGCAAGUAAAGUACUGACUGGCGUGCAACUGUGAUUGUAUCAUUGAUAAUCAUCAAUGACCAUAAUAACAAUGGUACCAAUAACUUCAACAACUCACUCUUGAUAAUAAAAUGUCGCCUAUACGAAUGGGGGAUACUCAAACGA
Messenger RNA from Varroa destructor (honeybee mite), 6707 nucleotides. RefSeq lists its product as uncharacterized. The record is from RefSeq and is a predicted model, not a curated record. NCBI's taxonomy places the organism in Eukaryota, Metazoa, Arthropoda, Arachnida, Mesostigmata, Varroidae. Gene Ontology annotation, molecular function: zinc ion binding.